This is a messenger RNA of Ornithodoros turicata, 1786 nucleotides long. RefSeq names its product mucin-2-like. The record is from RefSeq and is a predicted model, not a curated record. The transcript has 3 exons. Lineage: Eukaryota; Metazoa; Arthropoda; Arachnida; Ixodida; Argasidae. Bases 41 to 1660 code for a protein of 539 amino acids.
UCCACCCACUUUCCUUUCAGUCGCUUGCAACUCAUUGGUCAUGUCGAAGCCAUGCAGAACAGCGCUCUUCGUAUCUUACAUGCUCGCCCUGGUUUCCUGCGCAAGAAGUUCCAUCACUGCUUCGAAUGGGACAGCGAGACCGAAUACCUUUCCAAGUUUGGACGGCAGUCAUGUAGUUGUAGAGGUAAACGCCCGUGACCUAUUCCAAUUCACAACUGCUCGGAACGAAACCCAGAACCCUGACCCCACGAACAAGAAUGCGUCGACCACCAGUGAAGGAUUGACAUCUGUGCGUGAUGCGAGGUCUAUCGAAAUGGAUAGUAUCUUGAAAGCAACUCUCACGUCAGAACGCCCUGUGGUGCUUACCCAAGUAACUUCCGAGGAUAGUGCAAAUAACGAAAACGAGACACUAGCGUCAGCUAUUCCAGUUCAUGGGUUUUACAUGGUGCAACCUCUGAUUGCUUUCCAUUCCCCUAAUGAGAGCAUACCCUCUACCGUUCACCAGCCUGCUGGAACCACAUCGAACCCAGACGUGCUGCUCGGUAGAAGUCCAGGAGACUCGGUCAUUUCGGAAGAGGCCGAGAGAGGGACAGGGUCCUCAGCAAUGGCCAUGUCUUUAACUACAUUCCGUGCAAGUCCUGUUAUGUCUACAACAGCACCUCCAAAAGCUGUAGAUGUACGAGCAUUCGGCGAGAAGUUAACCACCACUAGGAGUACUGUAGCUGAGGAACCUCGCAUCAAGGAGACUUCGGUCUCUAUCGGGACCGCGACAAGCUUGCUGAACGAAAAUGUUGCCAACGUGACGUCUUCGCUGCCUGACUGGUCGAAGUCUACGGCGCUUGUGCAGAAUGCGACCGUAAGAAAUCUGGAUGAGGGCAUCACCAGCGCUUCUACAGAACCCCAACAGAAUUCAACAGAGGCCUUCAAUCUGGCGUCAAACGGGACAACGUCAGUUCCUCUCGCUUUGGAACUAGCUUCCCCAACUCUCUCCACCCCCGCUGAUGGUAUCGCUUUGAGGGCUGGUUCUGUGACGCCAAUGGACAAUAUUACCACAGUUUCAAAGUCCGAUGGUGUGAAAGUUGAAACCACGGCUGGCGAUGAGCGCGGAAGCAGUGCUUUUAAAUCUCAAACCAAGGGCAGCACUACGGGAACACCAACUACAGAAAUUGCUAGCUCCCCUUUGCACACACAAUUGAAUGUGGCACAAACUACUUCGCAAGAUGCCCUGCAGACUUCAACGCAAGUCUUGCAACAUAGGCCACCGACGACAACGCCAGUUUCAAAGCGGUCUGGACCUAUUCCCGCUAGGCCAAUCACUGUUCCGGGACCGGAGUUCGUCGUACCGUUUUUGCCUCAAAGCAGUCGCGCGUUUGACGACGUUAUAGGUACAGAAUUCAUCCGGAAAGGCGCUUGCGGGAAAUGCCAAAGGCAGCUGCGGUUCUGUGUGCAGAGAUGUUUCGACCAUCACAGCUGCGAGGCUCCACAUAACACCGCUUUGACGUGUCCGAAAAUCCAGGUUCCCUGCUUCCCUCCUUUCAAGACUGAAAAGGACCAGUGCGAGUCGAGUGCAGACUGCGAGGGACUCAAUAACCUUUGCUGCCUUGUCGGUUGCACAAGAAAGUGUGUCUCUGGCUUAGUUGUUCCCGUUGGACAGUAUUAGAACGUAAAGUUAAUUCAUUUGGUGAUUGACUGAUUUUACACUGCGUUUUUAUACCUGUUCUGUUACUUCGAAAUUUUACUGUCCGUGCCUAUAUACCGACGUCCAAUAAAACUGUUUUUAAGAAUU